Molecule: messenger RNA, 2281 nt
Organism: Homo sapiens (human)
Lineage: Eukaryota; Metazoa; Chordata; Mammalia; Primates; Hominidae
Gene: ATF3
Product: activating transcription factor 3
Exons: 4
Coding region: 516-1061 (181 amino acids)
Biological process (GO): endoplasmic reticulum unfolded protein response; regulation of DNA-templated transcription; negative regulation of ERK1 and ERK2 cascade
Cellular component (GO): nucleus
Molecular function (GO): DNA-binding transcription repressor activity, RNA polymerase II-specific; DNA-binding transcription factor activity; RNA polymerase II cis-regulatory region sequence-specific DNA binding
Source: RefSeq, a predicted model, not a curated record
ACAGUCGCACGCAGCCAGGCGCGCACUGCACAGCUCUCUUCUCUCGCCGCCGCCCGAGCGCACCCUUCAGCCCGCGCGCCGGCCGUGAGUCCUCGGUGCUCGCCCGCCGGCCAGACAAACAGCCCGCCCGACCCCGUCCCGACCCUGGCCGCCCCGAGCGGAGCCUGGAGGUGAGCGCUGGAAGCCGAGGGAGUGAGCGCGACGAGGGCUGCUCGCCUUCAUUCCCUUCGCGCCCCUCUAAGUAACCAGUCCGCCGACCCCUGACCCACCCCGGAUCCGCGCCCCCAGCCUCCGGCUUGGAAAUAACUCUGGCUUAAACUUCUUCUAAGCCACCGCUGCUCCUCGGCGCUUCGAAAAGUUUCCCGCAAAGCGAAAGAACUAACUUUCUCUUUUGACUUGGGGCGCGAAAGGUUCCUGGUGACGGAGGUCGGGCGUCCACUCUGCCGCCAGCCUCGAGCGCCGCUUCUCUCCGCCGACGGCGCUGGCUUGCCCGGCUGGGAGAGGGCGUAAGCAAAAUGAUGCUUCAACACCCAGGCCAGGUCUCUGCCUCGGAAGUGAGUGCUUCUGCCAUCGUCCCCUGCCUGUCCCCUCCUGGGUCACUGGUGUUUGAGGAUUUUGCUAACCUGACGCCCUUUGUCAAGGAAGAGCUGAGGUUUGCCAUCCAGAACAAGCACCUCUGCCACCGGAUGUCCUCUGCGCUGGAAUCAGUCACUGUCAGCGACAGACCCCUCGGGGUGUCCAUCACAAAAGCCGAGGUAGCCCCUGAAGAAGAUGAAAGGAAAAAGAGGCGACGAGAAAGAAAUAAGAUUGCAGCUGCAAAGUGCCGAAACAAGAAGAAGGAGAAGACGGAGUGCCUGCAGAAAGAGUCGGAGAAGCUGGAAAGUGUGAAUGCUGAACUGAAGGCUCAGAUUGAGGAGCUCAAGAACGAGAAGCAGCAUUUGAUAUACAUGCUCAACCUUCAUCGGCCCACGUGUAUUGUCCGGGCUCAGAAUGGGAGGACUCCAGAAGAUGAGAGAAACCUCUUUAUCCAACAGAUAAAAGAAGGAACAUUGCAGAGCUAAGCAGUCGUGGUAUGGGGGCGACUGGGGAGUCCUCAUUGAAUCCUCAUUUUAUACCCAAAACCCUGAAGCCAUUGGAGAGCUGUCUUCCUGUGUACCUCUAGAAUCCCAGCAGCAGAGAACCAUCAAGGCGGGAGGGCCUGCAGUGAUUCAGCAGGCCCUUCCCAUUCUGCCCCAGAGUGGGUCUUGGACCAGGGCAAGUGCAUCUUUGCCUCAACUCCAGGAUUUAGGCCUUAACACACUGGCCAUUCUUAUGUUCCAGAUGGCCCCCAGCUGGUGUCCUGCCCGCCUUUCAUCUGGAUUCUACAAAAAACCAGGAUGCCCACCGUUAGGAUUCAGGCAGCAGUGUCUGUACCUCGGGUGGGAGGGAUGGGGCCAUCUCCUUCACCGUGGCUACCAUUGUCACUCGUAGGGGAUGUGGAGUGAGAACAGCAUUUAGUGAAGUUGUGCAACGGCCAGGGUUGUGCUUUCUAGCAAAUAUGCUGUUAUGUCCAGAAAUUGUGUGUGCAAGAAAACUAGGCAAUGUACUCUUCCGAUGUUUGUGUCACACAACACUGAUGUGACUUUUAUAUGCUUUUUCUCAGAUCUGGUUUCUAAGAGUUUUGGGGGGCGGGGCUGUCACCACGUGCAGUAUCUCAAGAUAUUCAGGUGGCCAGAAGAGCUUGUCAGCAAGAGGAGGACAGAAUUCUCCCAGCGUUAACACAAAAUCCAUGGGCAGUAUGAUGGCAGGUCCUCUGUUGCAAACUCAGUUCCAAAGUCACAGGAAGAAAGCAGAAAGUUCAACUUCCAAAGGGUUAGGACUCUCCACUCAAUGUCUUAGGUCAGGAGUUGUGUCUAGGCUGGAAGAGCCAAAGAAUAUUCCAUUUUCCUUUCCUUGUGGUUGAAAACCACAGUCAGUGGAGAGAUGUUUGGAAACCACAGUCAGUGGAGCCUGGGUGGUACCCAGGCUUUAGCAUUAUUGGAUGUCAAUAGCAUUGUUUUUGUCAUGUAGCUGUUUUAAGAAAUCUGGCCCAGGGUGUUUGCAGCUGUGAGAAGUCACUCACACUGGCCACAAGGACGCUGGCUACUGUCUAUUAAAAUUCUGAUGUUUCUGUGAAAUUCUCAGAGUGUUUAAUUGUACUCAAUGGUAUCAUUACAAUUUUCUGUAAGAGAAAAUAUUACUUAUUUAUCCUAGUAUUCCUAACCUGUCAGAAUAAUAAAUAUUGGAACCAAGACAUGGUAAA